ACGUGACCGCGGCGGAAGUUUUCGGUGGAUUUGUGUAUUUGCUGCUGGUGCUUUCGAAGCGUGAGAAAAAGACAUUGGCGAACUCGCCCUGAAAUAUCCUCAAAUACCACAAAACCUCAACUCCAGUCAGCAGGGAAACGGUUCAAAACACAGAAAAGGUUUGAUCUGAACACUGACUGGACACACACACAUACAUACACACAAUAACACAUAUAUACACGUAGAGACACACACCCACUCAAACACACUGUGGUGAUGUCUGAGGCGGAGGGGUGUGUGUCGUUGUGGGAGUGGCUGUGUGUGCUGCAUCUGGACCAGUAUUUCCCAGUGUUCCAGGACGCGGGGUUUGGAACGCUGUUGGAAUGCCAAGGGCUGACCCAGGAUCAGCUGGAGACGAUUGGAAUCACAUUGCCUGGACACCGUAAACGCAUCCUAGCCAGCCUGCAAAAAACACUCCACACAAACACUCACACACACCCAGAGAGCGAGCCCGACGCUCUACACACACACCUGGCUGCAGAGGGAGACCAGAGAGAGGAAGAGAGAGCAGUGUUCACAGACAGACCCAGCCCUGUGGGGAGUGAGAGACCAGUCCCUGCACAGAGACCAGUGUCCAGAGGAGAGAGACCAGUCCCUGCACAGAGACCAGUCCUUAGAGGAGAGAGACCAGUCCCUGCACAGAGACCAGUCCCUAAGGAGAGAUCAGUGUCCAGGGAAGGAGAGAGGGAUGGAGAGAGACCAGUCCCUGCACAGAGACCAGUCCCUAAGGAGAGAACUAAGUACCGCUCUGUCCCUGUGGAGACAUUGGACUGUGUCCAGACUUACCCUCGUCCCAACACUAGCCCCUGCCCUACCACCCCCCAUUCUAGUGCCCAGGACUCCCCUUUACCCCCCAUCCCACCUCGCAGCACUCCAAACUGCCCCCCACUACGCUUCAUCCACACCUCCCCUAAAAACUCCCCCACUGCACCCAAACCCAGAUCUGAACAUAACAACUUAAACACCCCAAUCACUGUACCUCCUCCUAUCCUUACCACCAAUCCCCUCACCUUACCCUCCCCCAGGCCCUGUCCUGCACCUCUGGCUAUCUACCCACCAGCCAGACACUCCCAGCAGGUGUGGGAGGGAGGAAGAAAGCACUCUCCUGGUUCCCCCUCAUCCUCAUCCUCCUCUUCCUCCUCAUUUGAACGAUAUGACCAGUCAUCAUCUGAUCAAGGCGUGCCUCCCCUCCCCCCUAAAGUCUAUGUGGUGGGGGCGGGCCCUAAAGAGCCUCAUAGUCCUGCUCCAAUCCCACAUCGACCUCCUGUCUUGCCCUCCAGAACCACACCCACACAGAGUGAUGCUCCCAUCAAUGAGCCGCACACGGACCGAACUCCACCACCCCCGCCUCGGACCAAGGUACCCAAUACACCAGUCGACACGCAGCCUGCUCUGCCCAUGAGAAGGAUCCCCCUGCCACGGCCUGAAAUCAGGUCAGAUGACAGUUCAGAUGACUAUGAAGAUCCAGACCAAGUCUUCCCCAAGCCCCAGGCUGUGAACCUGGCAGAAGAUCCAGACCAAGUCUUCCCUAAACCCCAGGCUGUGAACCUGGCAGAAGAUCCAGACCAAAUCUACUCCAAGCUCCAGUCUGUGAACAUGGCAGACAGAGAUGUGUUCCUGCCAGUGCCGGGGUGGGGGAAGGGACGGUACAACUCUCUCUGCAGCGACGAUGAACUAUUGGAUGAUGACAAUGAGCCAAUCAGCAGCCAUCGGAGCUCAUGGCAGGACUAUGGUCUGAGUACGCUCCAGGGUAGUGUCUACCUGCCGGUCAGAGGCAGGGUCCUUGCCCCACCCCCUAGAGAUGGCCCCUCCCCUGAAACCUGCCCUGUUCUAAAGAUUGGCUGGCUGGAUAAGAACCCAACCCAGGGGUCUCUGUACUACCAGAGGAGAUGGGUGAAGCUGGAUGUUGACUACCUGAGAUACUUUGACAACGACAAGGAGGUAUACUCUAAGAGGAUCAUACCAACGGCUGCCAUUACGGGGGUGACCAACGUGGGGGAGCAGAAGUUUGAGGUGGUCACAGCCAACCGAACCUUUCUCUUCAAAGCCGAGAGCGACUCUGAGAGGAAUGAGUGGGUGGCAGUGCUGCAGAACUUCACUAGGGGGCGCCAGGAAGGCAGCAGGGAGAUGACCUCAUUGGUCCCGCCCUCCUUUCUGACCCCUGGUUCACCCCUGACCCCUGAACAGCAGGGCUACCUGGAGCUGAGGGGCCUGCGCUCCAAACUCUACACAGUCGUCUCCGGAGACAAGGUCUUCCUCUACAAGAACAUGGAGGACUACCGCCUUGGCAUCGGUAUCACGUCUAUCGACAUGAAUGUAGGAAACGUGAAAGUCACUGACCGCCGCAGUUUUGAUUUGACCACACCCUACCGCAUCUUCAGUUUUCUAGCGGAUUCGGAACAACAUAAGGAGCAGUGGGUAGAAGCAAUGCGUGACGCAAUUGGAGAAGCUCUGUCCAAUAGCGAGGUGGCUAAUCAAAUCUGGGCGGAGCCUAGCAACGGUUGCUGUGCCGACUGUGGCGCCGCCAAACCUGAGUGGGCUGCCAUCAACCUGUGUGUGGUGGUCUGCAAACGCUGUGCAGGAGAGCAUCGGGGUUUGGGCCCCAGCAUCUCUAAGGUGCGCAGUCUGAAGAUGGACAGGAAGGUGUGGACAGAGGAGCUUAUACAGGUGUUCCUGUUGCUAGGAAACGAGCGUCUGAACAGGUUCUGGGCGGCGAACGUCCCUCCCAGCGAGGCGCUGAGUCCGACCAGCUGCUGCGAAGACCGCCGCCGAUUCAUCAGCUCCAAAUACAGACAAGGCAAAUACCGCAAAUAUCACCCCCUCUACGGCAACCAGAGAGAGCUCAACAACGCCCUGUGUAUAAACGUGCAGUGCAGUGAUGUGCUGGAAACGUUGUGUCUGGUGUUCUGUGGAGCUGAUGUGAACUGUUCUACUGGCCAGACUGACUGUCCCUCCCCCCUCUCCCUGGCACUUGCACACAACCAGAAACUACAGGCCCAGUUCCUCUCUCACAACCUCAACACAGAGCUGCCUCGGUCGGAGGUGACUGGGGACAUGGAGCCUCAACACUAUUCACCACAGCACCCCGUCACUCACAAUGGCUUCCUUUUCAAGACCGCCUCCAUGGUCCGGCCUAUUACGGAGCGCAAGGCCAGGGAGGAGUUCAGUCGUCGCUGGUGUAUGUUAAAUGAUGGGAACUUUAGUUACUACGAGAGUGACAAGACCUCCACGCCCAACGGUGCCCUGAAGUCUACAGAGAUAGUCUGUCUGUCUGUCAACACACCAGAGAGACAUGGCUAUGACCAUACGUUUGAGCUGUACUCUGACUCAGAGCGUCUCUAUCUGUUUGGAACUGAUGACCAAGACAGCCACAAGGAGUGGGUCAAAUCCAUCACCAAGAUGUUUAUUCCGUCCAAUGCAGAGGCUCUAUUGAGACUGAGCUUUGAGCGGAUUGGCCGGCUGAAGUACAAGGACGGGUUGAACCUACAGAGCCCUCGGGUUGGCUGGUUUGCGCUGGUUGGCUCCUCCCUCCAUGCCUACCUGGAGGACAGUGAGGAAGAGGAGGAGAUACACCUACGCAAACUGCAGGAGCUCUCGAUCCAGCAGGAGAAUGAGGUGCUGGUUCUGGUGGAGAGAGGCAGGACACUGUACAUCGAGGGGGAGAGGAAGCUUGACUUCCAGGGUUGGUGUGUGGGCAUCCAGAAAGCAGCAGGCAGUGCAGGAGACUCUCUUAGUCAGCAGCAACUAACUGAGGCCGACAUCCCUGUUAUAGUGGACCGCUGCAUUGACUAUAUCACACAGUGCGGUCUGACGUCUGAGGGUAUCUACCGUAAGAGCGGUGUGAACAGUCGCGUGGCGGCGCUGUGCGAGGCGUUUCGGCGUGAUGCCCGUAAUGUGCGUCUGAAGGAGGAGGAGCACCAGGUGGACGACGUGUCUAACACACUGAAACGCUUCUUCAGAGAGUCUGGAGAGGGCCUGUUCACCAUACAGGCUGCUAGCACAUGGCUCAGCACACCUGUGAUCCCAGAGGAGAGCAAGAAGAUCUCUCAGUACCAGCUGCUGCUGAGCCGCCUGCCCAGAGUCAACAAGGCCACGCUACGAGCCCUGGUCAACCACCUCUACUGUGUGCAGCGGUUUGCAGAGCUGAACCAGAUGAAUCUCCAUAACCUGGCUAUAGUAUUUGGCCCAACACUGUUCCAGACCGACGGGAAGGACUACACAGCUGGACGCGUCGUAGAGGAACUCAUAGAGCACUACACGGACGUCUUUGAGGUGGAUGAGCAGCAGCUGAAAAGGCAGCUGGAUGAGAUCACGGUCAUCAUUAAAGUUAGAGAGAAGUUGAACCUCAACUCCAGCGUUCCUGCGUCGGGGUCAGCAGGUGACUUCAUCUGUACAGUGUACCUAGAGGAGAAGAAGGAGACGGCAGAGCAGCAUGUCAAGAUCCCUGGUUCUAUGACGGCAGCAGAGCUGACCUGUGAGAUUCUGGACCGGCGGAAGAUCCAGGUCAGAGAGAAAGACUACUGGAGCUGCUGGGAGGUCAGCCAGAAGGAGGAGACCGAGCGUCCGUUGCAUCAUCUGGAGCGUGUGUUACCCAUCCUACACUCUCUGGGUACCGACUCCCACCUGCUGGUCAAAAAGAACCUGGCCAUGGAGGCCAUACUGGUCUACCUGGCCAGUAAAGUGGAUGUGUCCAAGCACGGGAUGGUGAAGUUCCGGGAGGAGAGGAGCAUUCUGGGAUUGGGACUGAACACCGGCAGCUUCCACGACCGCUACUUCAUCCUAAACACUGUCUCCCUCAGGAUGUACAAGGAAGUGCGGAGUAAUCGUUCAGAGAGGGAAUGGCAGGUGAAGAAUCUGAGGGUCUAUCUAGGCAUCAAGAAGAAACUACGACCACCCACCUGCUGGGGUCUGACUGUGAUCUAUAAAAGUGAAAAACAGGAGAAGCCAGAGAAGCAGCAAUGGUAUCUGUGUUGUGACACUCAGACAGAGAUGAGGGAGUGGUUCUCCACCUUCCUCACUGUCCAGUAUGAUGGUAACGUGUGGCCAGUGGAUGCAGUCCAAACACGUGUGACCCGUGCGUUGCCGGUGGAUACGCGUCAUGGUAACGUGGCAUUGAUUCCGUUGCGCGGCAGCGAGAAUGAGAUGCGGAACAGCGUUGCAGCUUUCACUGCCGACCCGCUUGGCCUCUUUAGAGAUGUCUGAUAAUGGGGCCAGACAAGGGGAGAGACCACCAGCUAUAGAACCCACAAACUCUUCAGAACAUUCCAGUAAUGGCACCCCCCCCCCCCCCCCCCCCCCCCCCCACGCACACACACACACCUGUGCCUAUAAACUGGACCUCUAAGCAGGGGAAGCAGGUGUGUCAUGAGGAUUGAGAGAGACUGCUACCACAGUGCCUUUUACAACUGCAGUGCACCCUGGGAUACAUCGAGGACCUGGAAGACGUUCCCGGUAUAGACUGAGGGAGGGACAGAACUAGAACACAGACUGUUACCGGAGCAGCAUGACAGUACAGACUGUUACCGGAGCAGCCUGACAGUACAGACUGUUACCGGAGCAGCCUGACAGUACAGACUGUGUCUCUCUGAGAGGCCUGGAGAACCUGUGACAGGUGGGAGAUAAUGGAAUGACCUUCACUGGCAAUCCAGCCUUCAGUGUCCCCAUAUGUCCCAUAAUAACUCUAUCCCUUCCUCUAACCAUGUCGAUCUCCCUGGUUUUUAACUUUCCCCCACAUCUACACCUCCCUGAGACUCCCCCAUCUAUAAAGUGUUCACCCCACUCCCCAGUGUUCUCCUUACCUGUUUUCUAGACUUGUGUAAUUAUUUAUUUCUCCAGCAGAGGGAGCAGCAUAUGAACGUAAGGGGGACAACCAUGACCAUUAUUCAACAUUAAGUUGGUUCCACUAGUCAAGAGGGAGCCAUAGAGACGUGUCCGAGUUGAUUUAUGUAGUGACGUCAUUACUCCCAACUCUAGGCCAAACCUGUAUAUAUGUAUACACACACACUCACACAGGCCCUCAGAACUGUUUUUGGGCAAGGAAAUAAGUGCUCACUCUGUUUACCAUUUGUGUAAGACUGUGGUGUCCUUCCUGUCUGCUACUCUGUACACUUCAACAAGCGUUUCAGUCAGAACUACAUUCCUAGUUCAGUGAUGACAUGUGGAGGAGUCCGUAAGGAGAGCAUUAAUUAACACCUGACCGUGUGGUUAACCAGCCUGAUCUCCUGAGCUCACAUUCUGGUUCACUUCAGUAAAAACGAAAUGUGAUGAUGCUCAGUGAUGAGUCUGGUUUCACCAGGCUAGUGUGACUGACUGGUCAGAAAUUGUCUACUUUUCUGGGGACGCAACAACACGCACAAGUGGUGUAUUCUCAUGAAUGUGAACCUAACACUCUCAAUCAUCAUAUUAAAUGUAACAUGACAGCUUUAACCUGCCUCUGUCUUAUAACUGUAUCUAAGUGAAAGUAACUUUUGUCAAUUCUGCAGUUCUUCAGAUGAUAACUGUAGAUAUGAAUUUUAAUAAAUAAAGUCAAUGUAAUUUGGA
Molecule: messenger RNA, 6579 nt
Organism: Oncorhynchus mykiss (rainbow trout)
Lineage: Eukaryota; Metazoa; Chordata; Actinopteri; Salmoniformes; Salmonidae
Source: RefSeq, a predicted model, not a curated record